Vitis vinifera (wine grape) is the source of this 1884-nucleotide messenger RNA. RefSeq names its product protein PLASTID TRANSCRIPTIONALLY ACTIVE 14. Gene Ontology annotation, cellular component: plastid-encoded plastid RNA polymerase complex; chloroplast thylakoid. Bases 147 to 1598 code for a protein of 483 amino acids. The transcript is spliced from 13 exons. Lineage: Eukaryota; Viridiplantae; Streptophyta; Magnoliopsida; Vitales; Vitaceae. Gene Ontology annotation, molecular function: protein-lysine N-methyltransferase activity; protein binding. Gene Ontology annotation, biological process: chloroplast organization; peptidyl-lysine monomethylation; plastid transcription. The record is from RefSeq and is a predicted model, not a curated record.
AUUUUCAGAACUCCAUUGACAACUUCAGUGGGUUUGGUUUUAUAAGUUCACAGCCAGUGAAGUGUGGAUAACGUUCGCUGCUGCUGGUACUACUACUCCUAGUGUUACAGAAAGAGAGAAAACUACAUGGAAAAUUGAAAUUUACAAUGGCCUCUUCUCCUCUUCUCCACCACCCAACCCACUGCUUCAUCUCCAGUAACCAGGGUUUCUGCAAUGGGUUGUCUUCAUCACGACCCAACUACUCUUGGAUGCGCGGCUCUGGAAAUAACAUUAGACCCAUCAAAGCUGCCGUAGAGAUGCCUCCUUUUCCACUCUUUGAACCUCCACAAAUUGAAAGUGACACACCUUCUCAGUUGGAGCCUGCAGACCCUGAUUUCUACAAGAUAGGGUAUGUUCGGAGUGUUCGAGCAUACGGUGUUGAAUUCAAGGAAGGGCCUGAUGGAUUUGGAGUCUAUGCCUCUAAAGAUGUUGAACCACUUCGCAGAGCAAGGAUGAUCAUGGAAAUUCCACUGGAAUUGAUGUUAACAAUAAGAAAAAAGCUCCCAUGGAUGUUUUUCCCAGACAUCGUACCAGUGGGACAUCCUAUAUUUGAUAUUAUCAACUCAACCAAUCCGGAGACAGAUUGGGAUCUGCGGUUAGCAUGCCUUCUUUUGUUUGCAUUUGAUCAAGAGGAUAACUUCUGGCAGCUAUAUGGUGAUUUUUUACCUAGUGAAGGAGAGUGCACUAGCUUGCUUCUAGCUAAAGAGGAGGACCUUUUGGAGCUGCAGGAUCCGAAAUUGGCUUCAACUAUGAGAGAUCAGCAACGCCGAGCUUCAGAAUUUUGGGAAAAGAAUUGGCACUCUGGUGUCCCCCUUAAAAUAAAGCGCCUUGCUCGUGAUCCCAAUAGAUUCAUUUGGGCAGUGAGUAUAGCACAAUCACGAUGCAUAAACAUGCAAAUGAGGAUUGGUGCACUAGUUCAAGAUGCAAAUAUGCUAAUUCCUUAUGCUGACAUGCUAAACCAUUCCUUUCAGCCAAAUUGUUUCUUUCAUUGGCGUUUCAAGGACCGCAUGCUUGAGGUGAUGAUAAAUGCUGGACAAAGGAUUAAGAAAGGGGAGGAGAUGACUGUCAAUUACAUGAGUGGGCUGAAAAAUGACAUGUUAAUGCAAAGAUAUGGUUUUUCAUCCCCUGUGAAUCCUUGGGAUGUCAUCCAGUUCUCUGGAAAUGCACAGAUUCAUUUGGACUCCUUCUUGUCAGUCUUCAAUAUAUCUGGCCUUCCUGAAGAAUAUUAUCAUAACACAGGUCGGUUAUCUAAUAAUGGAGAUAGUUUUGUUGAUGGAGCGGUAAUAGCAGCAGCAAGAACAUUGCCCACUUGGUCAGAUGGGGAUGUGCCUCCAAUGCCAAGCAUGGAGCGGAAAGCUGUGAAGCAGUUACAAGAAGAAUGUCAACAGAUGCUUUUGGAAUUCCCCACAACUUCGGAGCAAGAUCAAAAAAUUCUAGAUUCUAUGACAGAAGAAAGGAGAACACUUGAAGCUGCAAUCAAGUACAGAUUGCACAGGAAGUUGCUGAUAGAGAAGGUCAUCCAGGCAUUGGACAUUUACCAAGAGCGGAUAUUGUUUUGAUCCUGGAAUUUUCAGAUUUUCCAGGAAAAUGAGACAGUUUUGUUUGGUUGUAAUGCUCCAAAAUCGCCAUUGUUUUGAUAACUUCUGUUCAUUUGGUUACAUUUGCAUUUUCAUCCCUAGUGUGAGCUUCAUGUAUCAACUCCGAAUACUGUAGAUGAGCCCACAUGAAAGCUGCAAAUACCUCACUUUGGAUUAAAAAGCCAAAAGCUCUUCUGUAAACUCAAUAAGAGCUUCAGUAGCUAUUUGGCAAAUUUUAUUAAAAGUUAGGCAACUUUUACUUUUUGUA